Thrips palmi is the source of this 2524-nucleotide messenger RNA. RefSeq lists its product as uncharacterized. Lineage: Eukaryota; Metazoa; Arthropoda; Insecta; Thysanoptera; Thripidae. The transcript is spliced from 14 exons. Bases 265 to 2406 code for a protein of 713 amino acids. The record is from RefSeq and is a predicted model, not a curated record.
ACACACGCAACUGCGCAACAAUCGGACGUCAUCCGGCAAACAACAACAGUGGCUCGUCGGCUCGUCGGCCCGUCUCCUGAACUUAGAAUUGAACGUUCGGUCGAACGGUCGAACAGUGAGAGGGCAUCUAAGUGGUCAGCUGAAGGCGAUUCUUUCCCGAUACCUUCCCCCAGGAAGGAUUGUUUGGGUUAAUCCAAAAAUCGCAAACCUGGUUGUUGAUUUGAGCAGAGCAGAUCGACAACUAUUAGGCGAGCCGAGUGUAAAAUGUCGGUCCAGAUUCCUGAUCCUAAAAAGGUAGCUCCAAGCUUCGAGUGUCCUCAUUGCAGGAUUACAUCUUACAACAUUUCAAAAUGUGAACAAUGCAAUUACAUAUUUCCCACAUACAAUGUUGAAAUCGGAAGUGAUUUGAAAUAUUCUAAACCCACAGUGCAGUUAGCCGCUCCCACUCAGGACUUUACUGGCCUGGGCAAUAAUAGCCAGUUAUUGGUCCCACCUAAGUCUGUAAAGUUGGGAGUUGCAUGUCCUCAUUGUAAAACUAUAUCUUAUGAUCCGUCAAAAUGCGGACUAUGCAAUCUUACACUUCCAGGAAGCCUGCCCAAACUAGUAGUCUGUGACUUCCGACACGCAGAACCUUCAAAGCAGUCAACUGCUCCAACUCAAAACACAAAAUUCCGUACCUCGGCUGUGAAAAUGGCAGGGCAGAAUCCUUCAGUGCAGUCAGCUGCUGUUACCCAGAACUUUACUGGCAUAAAAUUAAAUAGCUCAGUAUUAAUCACCUCUAAGUCUGUAAAUGUGGGUGUGCUGUGUCCCUCUUGUGGGAUUUUAUCUUAUAAUAUCUCGAAUUGUGAUCAAUGCAGUCGUACAUUGCCAGGCAAUGUAGAAAUAAUCUGUGAUUCAAAGAAUUCAAAUAAUUCAAAACCUCCCACACAGUCAACUAAUCCCAUCCUUCCUACGAAGAUUGCGAGGGUCGCAGCUGUGUGCCCUCAUUGUGGUUUUUUAUCCUUUGGUCUCUCAAAAUGUGAACGAUGCAAGAACACAUUGCAGAAUAGUCUGAAACCAGUCCCUGGAUUUAAAAGUCCAAAACGUUUAGUAAAGCCAACAGUUCCUAUAUUGCCCAAACUUACUUUACUGAAAGUAAGUCAGUCAACUGUUCUCACCCAAAAAUUUACUGAUCCUUCGCACCAAUUUACUGAUGUAAAGUUGCAAAGACUUUCCACUGUUCCUAUGCUCAAAUUUGCUGAUGUAAAGUUGCAAAGCCAUUCAACUGUUCCAACAUAUAAUUUUACUGAUGUAAAAUUGCAAAGUCUACCAGUUGCUCAGCCUGAGGAGGACAAGCCUAAAUGCUGUCCUCAUUGUGAUUUAUCUUUGAAUUUCUCCAAAUGUCAACAUUGCAUCCAGGGUGACAAAAAUUUGAUGCCAGCACAAACUAUUCCUGCCCAGAAAAUUACUGAGGUCAAAUUAAAUGGACAGUUACAACCUCCAACCAUGACCCAGAAGGUAAAAGCAAUCUUGGAAAGCUUUGAAAUUACGAGAAAAGAGUUCUCAACAUCUACUGACACAGGUGUGAAGAUUUCUGAGGAAGUGGCUGCUAUGAUCCGUUGUUUAAACCAUGAAAACAAGAGGGAGAAACCCCGCAUAGAGACCCAUCCAACAUUGAACACUGAUUGUGUAGCUGUGGAAGAACGAGCCUGCUGCCAGUCAUCUGUUGAUAUCCAACAAACACUUACAAAACCUGACAAUGAAGUUGAACAGAUAGAGAAAUCAAGAACAGCAAUGCAUCCAGCAAUUAAUGGUGUUGCUGCCGAAUUUACUGAUCCUGCAUUUGUGGAAGAGCCCCUAAGUUUUGCUGGAAAAUAUUCUGCUUCUGUGGAAGACGGGGAAUUACAAGAAGAACCUGUGGCUCCUGCAGCUCCUUAUCACUAUCUGCUGAUGUUGUGUAAAGCAUUGCACAUAGGGACAUACAAAGUAGUAACAUCAGAAAAAGUGGUACUUUCUACUAAAGGCUUGGUGAUGAGAGUUCCACUUCCUUCAGAUCAAAGUGUCAUUGUCAGUAUUGCAAUCUCAGAUAUCUGUAGGUUCAUGGUUUCCUAUUCUCGUACCAUGCCAGUGCUGUUCAUAAACCUAUCCACAAAUGGGGGUUCAAAAGUUAGAAAGGCUCUGCACAUGAAUGAUUUAAAUGAUGAGUCAUUUUAUUUUGACCCCAGUUCAACUGAUGACACCCUUAGGCACAUAAUACUACUCCCUGAAAAUAUAACAGAAGAUUUCAAAAUGAAGCUAACAAGGAUAGUAGAUAUCAGCCGGAGGACUUUGGUUCAAAUUUGUGUUGGGCCAGAGUUAAAACUAUUUAAAAACCCUGCAUGUGCAGUGCCUGAAAUAGUGACAUUAUCUUCUGAUGAGGAGGAAUAACAUCAAGAUCUAGCUGUCCAUCAAACGAGAGAUGAAUUAAUUUUUCUCCACAUGAGAAAAAUUUGAAGGUCUUCUCUUCUGUCACUAAUUUUACUCAAUAAAUAUUGCUUUUACAUCA